GUAGUAAUUAUGUAAACAAGUGGACAUUCUUCAGAUGCUAAUAUAAGUGAUCUGCAACUAGCUAAGAUAUUAAAACUAGACUGCCAUGGGGUUUAUGAGUAAGCGUUUCAGUGUUCUCUUAAUGACUGUCAGUGUGGGAGCCAGUGUAUUCCUUCUUUAUAACCAAGCACAGACCAACAGAACAGGUAGAGCUCUGUCAGUCGAGCAACUCAAUGAAAUACGUCUCGAUUCGGCAGCUACUGAUAAAGGUUUACAGUUUUUCCAUGCUAAACAACACACACCUUUGAUGAAAACACCUCGCACAGUCAAUGAAGACGUAUCAGAUUCCAAACCAGCACCAACACCAGCUAAUCUGUUCGAACUCCGCUCCUCAUUUCAGCUCCCUGUGCCCUACUGUACCCUCUCAGUGGACUCCCUGCUUCAGCAGCCAUGGAUAAGGGAACUGCAAGAGAUUCUCUCUACUAUUGAUCCGCUCUCUGGCCCAAUCAGCUUGACGACCAGUGACUACAACUUCCGAGAUAUUCUCCUGAAUUGGCUCUCUGCUAGCACAGUGCAUAUCACUCCUCAAUUAAGUCAUCUCCUUGUACUUUGUAUGGAUAAAUCGGUAUACGACUUACUCAAAGCCCACAAUAUAGCCUCCAUUUAUGCUCCUCCAGAGUCGUUUAUUAAUAAAAAGACUGACGCUGGUCUCAAAAGACACAUUGCAUUCACCGCAACACAAAUCCUAAGACUUACAGUCAUGAGGCUCCUCAACCACUGGGGAUAUGAUGCAGCUAACUAUGAUGCAGACGCUAUCCUUGUGAAGAACCCAGAACCUCUCAUGUAUGAUAUCUACAGGGAGAGCAGCCUGAUUGCGUCUCAUGGUCACUUCCCGGCAGAGAUCAGGGUCCAGUGGGGAGGCACCACCCUCUGUGCAGGGAUGUUCAUGGUCAAGAGUGGACCAGCUACAGAGAUAUUCUGGAAGAUGAUGAAUGCUGUCGUCCCUAACUCUUAUAACGAUCAAGCAAGACUAAACAAUGCUCUGUUAAAGCUAGGCGUCCGUUGGGAUGACAGCCAGCACGGGAACAUUCAGACAACCGACUGGCAAGGAACGACAGACACUGGGUUUGAUGUUACCGUUCUCUCGGCCCUCAGGGUAUGCAGACAGACGUGCAACCGGAAAACACAUAAGAGAGAGUACUAUGUGUGGCACAAAGGAGGUUCAGGGGUAAAAGGGAAGAUGAAUUAUGCUCGUCAAGGUGGACUAUGGUACCUCAGGAAAGAUUGGGAGACAGUGACUAAUAAUAGUACUUUGACAGGCAUAGACUGGCUUAGAGCAAUUUCUGUAUCGUAG
This is a messenger RNA of Halichondria panicea, 1333 nucleotides long. RefSeq lists its product as uncharacterized. Lineage: Eukaryota; Metazoa; Porifera; Demospongiae; Suberitida; Halichondriidae. Bases 86 to 1333 code for a protein of 415 amino acids. The record is from RefSeq and is a predicted model, not a curated record. The transcript is spliced from 3 exons.